AUGGUGAGUAUGCCCCAUAAUGAAUGGAAACACAUUAUUCCCUUCGGGUCAGUGCACAGUGCAGCAGUUAUCAAUUCGGCUCUAAUUACACCACAGACUGUAAUUGAGGCCUCUCCUGCUGUGUGUGAGGAUUUUCUUCACUACUUCAUUGAUAAAGUCACUUCUUACAGAGCAGUUAUUUCACUUACUGCUUAUGAUCCUUCUAUGUUUGUCCCCUGUACUGCUGUGUUUGAUACGUUUGAGCCUCAGCGGCAAAGCUUCUCCGGCACCAGUGUCACCGCAGUUGUGCACAUCUCCUUUGCUAUUACACCACACCAACAACCCGACAGGUGCUCCAGAAGUCGUCCUUCUAUUAGAUGCGACUGUGGCGAAGAGUUGGUGAAGCUUAAAAAGGAGAAGCUGGAAGUGCUGCGGAGGAUCGAGCAGGGGUUACAAGAGGCCAACAACCUCGCCCGGCCCACGCUGGAGGUGAAGAAGCCAAAGCUCCAGAUACUGGAAAAGCAAUAUGUUUUAACCGAAGCACAAUUUCACAGGCCAACCAUUUCUGUUCCCAUUAUAAUGCCAGGUCAAGCUGCACCUACAGUGACUGCAAUGUUGUGUAGCAUGGCUGUAACUAAUGCUUUUAUGCAGAUUUAUGCAGGCACCAAAAACGCAUCUUCCAAAGGCCAAUCGAGCGCUCCACCAAGUUGCAGAUGCUGCCAUUUAGGCAUACUGCUCAAGAUCAACAUGUCCCAGGUGAAAGAAAAGCUGCUGAUGGAGUCGAGCACAGGACGCUUCUCUCUCCUCUCAACGCACCCGGCGCUUUUUCUUCGUCCGGAGGACAGGAGUUACCCGCGCAGCCCGAAAUGCGCCCGCUGCAGGAAUCACGGGCUGGUUUCAGCUCUGAAGGGUCACAAGCGCUUCUGCCGCUGGCGGGACUGCGUGUGCGUAAAAUGCGCAUUAAUCGCGGAGAGACAGCGCGUCAUGGCAGCGCAGGUUGCCCUGCGGAGGCAGCAGGCUCAGGAGGAGCUGCAGAUGGUUUAUCCCGCCACAGGUGCGACCGAGAGCGGCAUGAGCCCGUCCAGAACACCGAUGAGCUCUUCCGCCUCGCCCGCGUUUGAAGCCUACAGUGCGGAUACGUUUAAAGACGAAAGACCUCUGAGUAAGUGCAGUGUGUUUGCUGGGUUCAUGAAUCGGGCUUUGUUUGCCCCUCACACACCUGCGGUGAUCAGUCCACCCAGAGAAAACGACCCGUUAAAUGAAAGCAUGUCACCUUGUCUGGAUCAUCUCUCACACAUCUCCUCAGAUUUAGAGUCUGGCGUUGAGUCUGAGAAACCUAAAGAAGAGCUGUUGGAGAUGAGCAGGCCAAACCCCACCGCAGUUCUGAAGAAGAUCUUCCCUCACGUGAAAGCAGACGCUCUUGAGUCGGCUCUUAAGAGCUGUUCGGGAGACAUCGUGAAGGCCAUCGAAGUGGUGCUCGGUGGUCCGGAGGAUCAGAGCUCAAACAGAGGUGUUACGUCGCUGUCUGAAAACCUGCCCAUCUCAAAUGCCAUUCAUUUCACAGAAGAUCCACUGAGACAUUUCACCUCAAAAUCGGCUUUCUCUCCCCUCCAAUCGUCAUCCACUAAGUCUUUUAGUGCUGAAGGCUUGUUGGGGUUAAACCCUCGGUUUGCGAUCGGCCCGCUGCGGCUCACCUAUUCAACUCCAAACUUUAUUCCACCAUACCUGGCAUCUGGAUUUCUGCCAGCGAUGACCCUGCGGUCCCCAACAGGAUAUUCGUUCGGCGGUGUGCUGCGGGACCUGCCUUACCCAAAAGACACAUUCAACCCCCGGAGCCUGUACCCCACCCUCAACCAUGGCAAAUAACCCAAACACACCCAAAAACACUUUCAGCAAAUGAAAUAAUUAUAUUUCUGUAAAGCUGGUGCCUCAAUCUAGGCUAUGUUUGUACCUUAUUUCAUUUUUAACUAAAUAGCUCACCGGUUAGAGCAU
This is a messenger RNA of Paramisgurnus dabryanus, 1971 nucleotides long. The record is from RefSeq and is a predicted model, not a curated record. NCBI's taxonomy places the organism in Eukaryota, Metazoa, Chordata, Actinopteri, Cypriniformes, Cobitidae.